Messenger RNA from Pseudocercospora fijiensis CIRAD86, 564 nucleotides. RefSeq lists its product as uncharacterized. The record is from RefSeq and is a predicted model, not a curated record. Lineage: Eukaryota; Fungi; Ascomycota; Dothideomycetes; Mycosphaerellales; Mycosphaerellaceae. The transcript has 2 exons. Bases 1 to 564 code for a protein of 187 amino acids.
AUGGGCGACCAGCGACAUCAGCAAAAUGCUGGACGAAGAGAAGUAGGCGUUGCUGCACUUCCAAUGCCAUCAGACGGCAGAAAUCCACGGCCGAUCAUCAGUCGAGCCUACAGCCGCAAGGAGGACGAACCGACGGCUGAAUCUGAUGUUCCUCCUGUGCCGGCCCUCGUUCGCGGAGCCUCAACAGAGUCGAGUUGUAAUGAGUUCUCAGAUGCCAGCGAUGACCGCCGCAGGACUGUGCGCAAAUCGACAAACGGCGAAGACGCCAAGCAGCGACCACUCAGUACCGCGUCGCGAAAAUACGUGCCCAAGUCUGCGGCAAAGGGUUUCUUACAGUCAACCAAUGGUGCCUCAGACGAAGCUCGCGAAAGCUUCAGACAGUCUUUCCAUUUAGAGGAUCAGGCCGACAUGGUUUGCUUGACUGAUGAGCAAAGAUUGGAAUGGGCCAAAUUGAUGGAGCGGGAAACCAAGCUUGAGGAUCCAUUUGAGUCGACGGAAGAUGACAAGAACCACAAAUUCUCCAACUCUCAGGCUUUGGCUGCGCUUGAAUUUGGUAUACGGUAG